GUGCCUGGCGGCUGUCAAGAAACGAAACCAAAAUUGUCAUCUGCCCUCAUGUUUAUUGCUAAUUGUUUAAUUUUGUAGUUACAGUGAAGCAAUAAAGGUGUGAAUUUAUGUAUUUUUAACGAAAAAUAACAGUUCCCUCCUCUAACUUCAUGUCAAAUAUACCCACCUGAAAAAACCUCCAGAAGAAGUUUCUUCGUACUUAGAAAAAAAAUCCAUGACGAUUUCAUCCAUUCCUACCCUAAUUUGAUUGUGUUGAAUUAUGUUUAAAGACAUGGCUGAUUCAGCGAGUGAGUCUGAUUCGAGCAGCAUUGACGGGGGCCCCAUCAUGAUGCCUCCAAGCCCCAUCACCAGGGAACAACUUCAAAAGCGGAUAGAAAGUUUGCAGCAGCAAAAUCGGGUGCUUAAAGUCGAACUCGAGACCUACAAGCUGAGAGUCAAGGCACUCCAGGAGGAAAAUCGCGGCUUGAGACAGGCUUCUGUCAUCAUACAAGCCAAAGCUGAGCAAGAAGAGGAGUUUAUUUCAAACACCCUCCUUAAGAAGAUUCAAGCGUUGAAAAAAGAGAAGGAGUCUUUGGCGCACCACUAUGAAAGGGAAGAGGAGUGUCUCACCAACGAUCUAUCGCGAAAACUCACGCAGCUGCGACAGGAGAAGUGCCGACUUGAACAAACUCUAGAGCAGGAACAAGAGUGCCUUGUUAACCGUCUAAUGAGAAAAAUUGAGAAACUUGAAGCUGAGACUCUUGCUAAACAGAGCAAUUUGGAGCAGCUAAGACGCGAAAAAGUCGAGCUCGAGAACACCCUCGAGCAGGAACAAGAAGCUCUCGUUAACAAACUCUGGAAACGCAUGGACAAGCUCGAAGCCGAGAAGCGAAUGCUCCAGAUAAAACUGGACCAACCAGUCUCAGAUCCGGCGAGUCCUCGUGACAUCAACAACGGCGACACAGCCACCAAUCUCAGUGCCCACAUCCAGACCCUCCGGUCGGAAGUGGCGCGAUUGCGGCAAACUCUGGCGAUCAGCCAGCAAGAGCACACCCAGAAGAUGCAGAGAUACGCGCAAGAGGAGCGCAACAUCAAGGAGGAGAACCUGAGAUUGCAGAGGAAGCUGCAACUGGAGGUGGAGCGACGCGAAGCUCUCUGUCGCCAUCUCUCGGAGAGCGAGAGCUCGCUGGAGAUGGAGGAGGAGAGGCAUUACAACGAGCAAGUGCUGGGGGCCAGGCAGCACACGGUGUCGCCGGUUCCGUACAAUCCGUCGCCUAGCCAGAGUCGCCCCCUGAGUCCAGGUUUGUCGUCGAUGCAAGCGCCGUCUCCUCGCGACUCUCUCAUCGUGGGCCCCCCACGCUGUCCGACUUGCGGUCAAUUACUAACUUCUGCUUUGCACAAUGUGGGGUCCAGCAGCCCCCCGGCUCCGGCCCACCGAAGGACCAGUGAAAGAUUCAUCAAGCCGGCGAUUCCAGCACCACAGCCCGCUAGUCCCAUGGAUACUUCAAUCACUAAAGAAUAAGAAAGAAAAAGGUGUUGCGAAUUGGCAAAUAAUCAGUAAUCAUGUUUAUGGGCUUUCGUUUUGCAGGUGGUGAACAUUUGUUGGUUUCUCUGCAUGUUAUUUGUAUAAGGGCUUAAAGUUCGAAACAAAUAAAUUUAAUAAAACUACAUGGUGUUACUGUGAAGCUAAUGGAUUAAUUUUUUCUUGUUUAGAUAUUGUAUUACUUGGGUUUUUCGAUCAGGCAGCUGUUUUGUAUAAUUUCGGGAUCUGCUUUGCUUUUAAUAUGUGUACUUAAUGAUGUUAUAUGAUAAAGGGAGCUUUAUUGUGGUCAGCUCUAUUAAAAUAUCUCCAUAUUGAAUGUUUACCGAGUCUAGUAAUGGCAGUUGUCACAGGAUCGAUGCCAUGUUGAAACAUUGCCAACAAUUUUUCACAAUGUUUGUGAUAUGAGUUUUUGUUAUUUAAAGAGUGACACGAUUUGUUUAUUAACGGUUUUGUUUACUUUGUAGGUACACCGCACUCUGCCAAACUUAUUUCCUUAGUAAUUAUUAUUUUUAUCAUGCAAUAAUAAAGCUAGCUUACGUUUUGUAUUUGUAACACCAUUUCAAUUAAGACUAAUUGAAAUGUUGAAGUUUAUUUAUCUGAUUUGUUACAUUCAUAACACUAGAAAUUACGGAUUAAAGACUAUUUAGUUUAGAUUUAGGUGUUUUUUAGAUUAACUUCUCAAAAAUUGACACUACAGGUGGCAAUUCAAAAAAAUUGUGAAAAGUGAUAUUAGGAUAUAAACUCAUUAUUUUCAUUGGUGGAAUUACAUUGUCAUAUUGAUUUGUGCCACAACCAAACGCUAAAAUUCAAACAAAAUUCUUCCCUUACUAAAUUAAAAGCCAAUGAAAAAUUUCAGUGACUAUUUCAGGGUCAUAUGUAGUCUAGGAUAACUUUUGUUACUGUAAGUUGAGAUAUUUGUUAUGUUUUUAGUAAACUGAUGUAUUUUCCUGA
This is a messenger RNA of Tribolium madens (black flour beetle), 2473 nucleotides long. Its product is annotated as coiled-coil domain-containing protein 6. Lineage: Eukaryota; Metazoa; Arthropoda; Insecta; Coleoptera; Tenebrionidae. The record is from RefSeq and is a predicted model, not a curated record. The transcript is spliced from 4 exons. Bases 260 to 1501 code for a protein of 413 amino acids.